AAAAGACACACUACCUCACUUUCGCUCCACUGGACUAGUAAAAGGGGUCAUAGGUAGCAACCGGAUUCAGCCAGGCACUUGCCGAGUUGCCGCCCGUACGUCUCUUGCAAUCGCCACUAGCGCGCGCAGGAUGCGAUCCGGCGGCUGCGCCGUGCAGCAGGCACUGGCCGCGGAGGCGGCGGCCGUGGUGAGGCAGGCCGUGGCCCUGGCCCGGCGCCGCGGCCACGCGCAGGUGACCCCGCUCCACGUCGCCAGCGCCAUGCUCUCGGCGGCCGGCCUCCUCCGGGCCGCGUGCCUCCGUUCCCACUCCCACCCGCUCCAGUGCAAGGCCCUCGAGCUCUGCUUCAACGUAGCGCUCAACCGCCUCCCCACCGCCGGCCCCGCGGUCGCCAUGUUCCACCACCACGUCAGCGGACACGGCCACCACGCGCCAGUGCUGUCCAACGCGCUCGUCGCCGCGUUCAAGCGCGCGCAGGCUCACCAGCGCCGGGGCGCCGUGGAAGGCCAGCCGCAGCAGCAGCCCCAGCCGGUGCUCGCCGCCAAGGUCGAGCUCGAGCAGCUCAUCAUCUCCAUCCUCGACGACCCAAGCGUCAGCCGUGUCAUGCGCGAGGCCGGCUUCUCCAGCCCCCAAGUCAAAGCCAAUGUCGAGAAGGCCGUUGCGUCACCGGAACAUCACCCAAACACGGCAACAAGCCAUGCGAUGAGCUCUCCAAGCUCCGGCCACGCAAGGCGCCCCAACGCUACGGCUGAAGACGACGCCAUGCGCGUGCUCGACUGCAUGGCGAGUGGGAGCAAGCGGUGCGUGAUCGUCGUCGGCGAGAGCGCGACCACCGCGGAGGGAGUGGUGAAGGCAGUGAUGGACAAAGUGAGCAAAGGCGAGCUGCAGCACCGGCACGAGCGCCUCAAGAACUUACAGUUCGUGCCCCUCUCGGCCGCAUCCUUCCAGCGGAAGCCAAGGGAGGAGGUGGAGGCCAAGGCAAGCGACCUGCGCGCACUCGUGCGUCAGGGAUGCGCCGCCGGGAAGGGCGUCGUGCUCGUCCUGGAGGACCUCUCGUACUCCGCGGAAGCAUGGGCCGCCGCGUCGGAGAGGAGAAGGCGCGGCGUCCGUGACUAUGAGCACGGCCAGUGCUACUGCCCCGUGGAGCACGCCGUCAUGGAGGUGAGCAGCUUGGUGUCCGCCGGCGGCGGCGGCAGAAGCCUCGACAGAUUUUGGUUGCUAGGGUUCGGGAACAACCAGGCCUACAUGAAGUGCAGAGCAGGGCAGCCAUCUCUUGAGGCCGUCUGGGAGCUGCAUCCGGUCGUCGUGCCGGCGGACAGCGACCUAGCAUUAAGCCUCAGCUGCGCCAGUGAGGCCCAGCAAGCUAGUCAAGAAAUAUCAAGAACUGGGUGGCCCUUCGUUAAUGUCGCGGCAGCUGAGAGUGAAAUCACGGCGAUGCCUAGCCUACCGCCAUGGCUUCGCCGGUACCAGGAUCCAGAACAAACCAGACAGGAGAGCUGCAGCACCAGUUUGCAGCUGCAAGAUUGGAACCCCAAUUGCAAUGGAUCAGCCGCACAUCACACAUCCGAGCUCACAUUGAGCUUCUCUUCACCGGCUAUAACCUCUCCGGCCGCUUCCAUCUCGGGUUUCGCCCACAGCUAUAACUAUAACACCGACCUGAUGAUGAGUUCCAAGCCAUGGCAAUUCAAGCCGAUGCAACAUUGGCCGAGCCACCGGCAUGACGAACACCAGCCAUUGCAUGCAAACCCUAGUCCAGAAUCCUACUCGGUGUCCAACUCAUCCGACGGUGGCUCGACGGAACGGCCAAAAUUCACCGAGCUCACUGCAGAGAAUCUCAAAAUCCUUUGCACCACGCUCGAGAAUCAGGUCCCGCGUCACAAGGAUGUGGUUGCAGAUGUUGCGAGUGCCGUGCUCCACUGCCGGUCCGGCAUGACAAGGAGGAUGAGGUGGCACCAAGAAAAGCCGAAUGCAGCGACAUGGUUGUUGUUCAAUGGAAGGGACAGUGAUAGCAAGAAGGCAGUGGCUCAGGAGCUCGCAAGGCUCGUCUUUGGAUCCUACAAUGACUUGACCUCCAUUUCACUAGACGAGUUCACCCCGAUUCACUCUGGUGAGCUCAUCCUCAAGAGGCAAAGAUCACCAGACAAUGGGCAUGGCUAUGUUCAAGGGUUGUAUGAAGCGAUACUCGAAAACCCUCAUCGGGUGAUAAUGAUUGACGGUGUCGAGCAACUGGUUAAUGAUUCAGAGAUCAGUAUCAGGAAUGCGAUUGCAAAUGGAAGAAUUAGAGGUUGCAGUGGUCAUGAGAUCAGUUUGGAGGAUGCCAUCGUUGUACUGAGUUGUGAAGCACUCGAUUCAAGGUCUAGCGCUUCCUCCCCUCGGCUCAAGCAAAGGUUCAUUGAUAAUGGCAGUGAAGAGGGAAAUUGCAUGAACAUAGAGAAGGGGAUGGGGUCGUCUUGUUUUACCUUGGAUUUGAAUGCAUGCGCCGAGGAUGGAGACGCGGAUGAAGAGAGUAUUCUUGAUAAUGUGAGGAUCACUGAUAUUGUGGAUGGCGCAUUCUUGUUCCAAUUAAAGGAGGAUUUGUGACAUUUACCUUGCUUCAUUUGAUCAACAAAUUAGUCUUAGGUUUCUUAAUUAUUUACUUAUUUUUCUUUGUGUUUUUGCAUUUGCUCUAGUUUUCUAGCUAGUCUUGAAUCCUAAUCUCAUAAACCCUUGUGUAAAAUGUUAAUUCUAUGAUGAAUUGUCAAACGUCUUAGUAGAAA
Phragmites australis (common reed) is the source of this 2754-nucleotide messenger RNA. RefSeq names its product protein SMAX1-LIKE 3-like. The transcript has 3 exons. Bases 131 to 2578 code for a protein of 815 amino acids. The record is from RefSeq and is a predicted model, not a curated record. NCBI's taxonomy places the organism in Eukaryota, Viridiplantae, Streptophyta, Magnoliopsida, Poales, Poaceae.